AUGCCUGUUAACAUUCCCGAAAAACCACUUGAACUUCACCUUAGGAGAAAGAUGAUAAUUCAGAGUGUAGAAGUCUUUAAAUAUGCUUUGGAUAAUAUUUUGAUUCCAAAUCACGAUCAUGUAUCGCUUGCAACAGUAAUAGACGAAGAGCAAUCUGCAUGGUUACUGACACAUACUUCUCAAGAACAUAAAAUUGCUGAAAAAGAAAAUGCGAAAAGAAAUAGACAAUUAUCAUUCUCAGAUCAUUCGGAAGCAUCCGACAUCUUGAAACCAUUAUCAGAAGAAUUAGCAAGUAAAGGG
Dentiscutata erythropus is the source of this 300-nucleotide messenger RNA. NCBI's taxonomy places the organism in Eukaryota, Fungi, Glomeromycota, Glomeromycetes, Diversisporales, Gigasporaceae. The record is from the annotation of a GenBank genome assembly.